CCCCAUCUGCUUGCGGCUCCCUUGCCCAGUGCUGUGAGCGGCUCCUGUGUGUGAGGCGUCGAGGAAGGAAGGAAGACGGAGAAGAGGGACUAGGGAGGAAGAGACUGAGAAAUGAGAGCAAGCUCCGGCGCUUCCGACUCCAGGCAGUCCCCGGGCACCUUGGCUGUGUGAGCGCCGAGCCGGCUCCUCAUUGCACGGAAACGGUGUCAGUUCGUGGCUUGCACAAACCCGCCGCGGCGGCAGCAUGAGCGCGGAGGGAUACCAGUACCGGGCCCUGUUCCCGUACAAAAAGGAGAGGGAAGAGGACAUGGAGCUGCGGGUGGGGGACAUCCUCACCGUCAACAGGGGCUCCCUCCUGGCCCUGGGUUGUGGGGAGGGCAACGAGGCCAGACCGGAGCACAUCGGCUGGCUGAACGGCUUCAACGAGAACACGGGAGAGAGGGGCGACUUUCCGGGCACUUACGUGGAGUAUAUCGGGCGGAAGAAGAUCAGCCCUCCGACACCUAAACCCCGACCACCGAGACCCCUGCCUGUGGCCCCCGGGACAUCCCGAGAGGCGGGGGCCGAAGCGCAGGCUUUCAUGCUCCUGGAUCUGACGGAACAGUUCUCACCACCAGAGACUGCCCCAGCAGUCCUUAUCAAGCUCAUAGAGACCAUUGAAAGAAAAGGCUUGGAAUCCACCACGUUAUAUCGAUCCCAGAGUGGCAUCAGCGUGGCAGAGCUCCGUCAGAUCCUUGAUUAUGAUACUGCAGCGGCCGAUUAUGAACAUUUGGACUUACCAGAUCUGGGUGAUGCUGUAAAGAGAUACCUGAUAGAUCUCCCUAGCCCCGUCAUUCCAGCCACCACCUACAAUGAAAUGCUCUCUGCUGUUAAAGAAUCCUUAACCUCGGAUGACUACGCUCAGCUGCUGAGGAAGAUCAUCCAGUCGGCGAAUGUGCCCCAACAGUACUGGCUGACGCUCCAGUAUAUGCUGAAGCAUUUCUUUACACUUUGUCAGAGUUCCAGCAAGAACUUACUGAAUGCAAAGCUACUGUCGGAAAUCUUCAGCCCGCUUCUCUUCAGAAACCAGGUCGGAAGCUCGGACAGCCCAGAAUACAGCACUCAGAUUCUGGAAGUUCUUAUUGCCAGUGAAUGGAACGAGCAGCCAGCAGCGCCAGCACUGCCUCCAAAACCUCCCAAAUCCACCACUGCUGUAACCAACAACGGUACUAAUCACAGUAUGUCUCUGCAAGAUGCUGAAUGGUACUGGGGCGAUAUCUCAAGGGAGGAAGUAAACGAGAAACUUCGUGAUACCACUGAUGGUACCUUCUUGGUACGAGAUGCAUCUACAAAAAUGCAUGGGGACUACACACUUACACUAAGGAAAGGGGGAAAUAACAAACUCAUUAAAAUAUUUCAUCGAGAUGGAAAAUAUGGUUUCUCUGACCCAUUAACUUUCAACUCUGUGGUCGAGCUGAUCAUCCACUACCGGAAUGAGUCUUUGGCCCAGUACAAUCCAAAACUAGAUGUUAAGCUCUUGUAUCCAGUAUCCAGGUUCCAACAGGAUCAAGUAGUGAAAGAAGACAGCAUUGAAGCUGUUGGAAAGAAGUUGCACGAGUAUAACCUCCAGUUCCAAGAAAAGAAUCAGGAGUAUGAUAGAUUGUAUGAAGAUUAUACCAGGACUUCUCAGGAGAUCCAAAUGAAAAGAACAGCCAUUGAAGCUUUUAAUGAAACCAUUAAGAUCUUUGAAGAGCAAUGUCAAACCCAGGAGAAGUAUAGUAAGGAGUACAUCGAGAAGUUCAGGCGGGAAGGAAACGAGAAGGAAAUACAGAGAAUUCUUCAUAAUUAUGAAAAAUUAAAAUCUCGAAUCAGCGAGAUUGUUGACAGUAAACGAAGGUUGGAAGAAGACCUCAAGAAGCAGGCUGCUGAAUACCGGGAGAUUGACAAACGUAUGAAUAGUAUUAAACCGGAUUUGAUACAGCUGAGGAAGACCAGAGAUCAGUACUUACUGUGGUUGACACAAAAAGGAGUAAGACAGAAGAAGUUGAACGAGUGGCUGGGCACAGAGAACACAGAAGAUCAGUACUCUACAGUGGAAGAUGAGGAUUUACCUCACCACGAUGAAAGGACGUGGAAUGUAGGGAAUAUUAACAGAAUUCAAGCCGAGAGCCUGUUACGUGGAAAGCGAGAUGGAACAUUCCUUGUACGGGAGAGCAGCAAGCAAGGGUGCUACGCCUGCUCUGUAGUAGCGGAUGGUGAGGUGAAGCACUGCGUCAUCAACAAAACCCUUACCGGCUAUGGAUUUGCAGAACCAUACAACUUAUAUAGCUCUCUGAAAGAACUGGUGCUACAUUACCAACACACGUCACUUGUACAGCACAAUGACUCUCUCAACGUCACACUAGCAUACCCAGUAUACGCACAGCAGAGGCGAUGAGCACCUAAAAAACUCUGGAGUCUAUUCUCGCGUCGACAAAGUUGAUGCCAGUUUCGGCAAGGAAAAUAAAAAAUCCUAAAGCUCCCUCGUCCGCCUACUUCACAAGAUUGAGCUGCAGUAUCAAAGCUACCUUCAGAUGAGACAAGGGCUUUCUUUCGCCAUGGAAGCAGGAGAUGAGUGUUAAGCUGUGAAUGUAUGUUUCUAAGCUAAUGUGCUUGCUUUGUAAGAUCAAGAAGCACAGCAACAGAAAGAUAUGCUAUUAUAAGCCUAUCUCCCGGCCUGCAGGUACUUCGAGGCCUUCACCAUGGUGCUUGUUUACGUUCUAUUGAAGCUUUACCAGCUUGAAUGUUGGUCACCGCAGAUCCAAGAAGCCAAGGUGUCUUUUUGCUAGAACAGUACUGUUGUUUUCUUCAUUUAUUUUUUUUCGUGAGGGGGAAAAUAGUUUCCAGGACAACCUUUCAAGGACCAGUGACGUAUUGCUAAGUGGAUCUACCCACACAGCCUUGUGGAUUGUCUCACUUUCCAGAAAAAAAUGUAGCAGAACGGCACUUAGGGAGAAAUUUGGCUAAAUGGAACCUUUAUGAAUUUGCUUCAACCCUAGCAAAGUGCCAGGAAGUGUUUUUAUUAAGACUUUAUCAUGAAAAGAAUUCUGUUAAGAGAACCUAUUUAAUAUGGACGAUGACAGGAUGGGAACUGAUAAACAGUAUAUAUAUAUAAAUAUAUAUGUAUAUGGCAAUGAGGACAAGCUCUCAAAAAGAAAACUAUCAAUACCAAACUGUCUUUUUAUUUUGCUGACUGCUGAAUCCUUAAUGCUAUGCAACAUCCGUUUUCUUUAAAGCUGUUUGUUUUUUUUUUUUGUUUUUUUUAUACGUACCAAUAACAUACCUUUCUGUCCAUGAAAUGUUACCUUUUUUGUUAUGUUUUUUUGUGUUUGAGAUGUGCAGUACGUUUGAAGGGGUAGAAGCGGGCGGUAAUAGCCGAGGUGAAGAGAAUCACGGGAAUUUAAAGAGCUAUUUUACCAUAAACCUUGUAUAGAGUAACUUGGCUUUAUGCCCAAGAUUAAAGAAGAGACUUAAUUCAAAAUUCAUUACAUAUAUUUGAUUCAUGCAUUGUUGGGCAGUGCCUAAUGAGCUUCAAAGCUGCUUUUUUUUUUUUUUUUUUUUUUUCUUUUUUAAGAAAACAAAGAAAAUAAAACCUUUAAAAGAAAUAUAAAUAUAUAAACCUAAUAAAUCAGA
This is a messenger RNA of Bufo bufo (common toad), 3651 nucleotides long. It is a transcript of the gene PIK3R1, whose product is annotated as phosphoinositide-3-kinase regulatory subunit 1. Gene Ontology annotation, biological process: insulin receptor signaling pathway; phosphatidylinositol phosphate biosynthetic process. The transcript has 15 exons. Gene Ontology annotation, cellular component: phosphatidylinositol 3-kinase complex. Gene Ontology annotation, molecular function: 1-phosphatidylinositol-3-kinase regulator activity; protein binding. Bases 245 to 2416 code for a protein of 723 amino acids. The record is from RefSeq and is a predicted model, not a curated record. Lineage: Eukaryota; Metazoa; Chordata; Amphibia; Anura; Bufonidae.